Molecule: messenger RNA, 1210 nt
Organism: Alternaria rosae
Lineage: Eukaryota; Fungi; Ascomycota; Dothideomycetes; Pleosporales; Pleosporaceae
Product: acyl transferase/acyl hydrolase/lysophospholipase
Exons: 5
Coding region: 57-1181 (374 amino acids)
Biological process (GO): arachidonate metabolic process
Cellular component (GO): membrane
Source: RefSeq, a predicted model, not a curated record
CCAUAGCCCGAUUGAACUGCUUCAGUAGCCAUUACCUGCGACAACAAUCUUAAAACAUGACAUCUGUCGGAGGCGCGAAUGUCACUGGUGCUUCGGCGCCAGAUCCUGUCAAAUUGUUGGUCAUUGAUGGUGGUGGGGUUCGAGGACUGUCAGCUCUCGUGAUCCUUGAGCAACUCAUGGACGCUUCCAACGAGUAUCGAAGAGACCAAGGUCUUGAGGCUCUCGAGCCAUGGCAAGCGUUUGACAUGAUUGGUGGUACUAGCACCGGCGGACUCAUUGCGGUCAUGCUUGGUCGCCUUCGCCUAUCUAUCGAAGAAUGCAAGAAUGCAUACACGAAUCUAGCGCGGAACGCUUUCACGCCGAAGAAUUGGGCCUCGUCAACCGCUGCGAAGGUCACAUUGGGCCCCAAAUUCAAGACGGCACCGCUGGAAGAAGCGAUCAAAUCACUCAUUGGAGAUAACGCAAAUUCUGAGCUACUCAAAGAAAAUGAUCCAGUUUGUAAAGUUUUCGUCGUUGCACACAAUCACAAGAUUUCGGAGCCAGUUGUCUUGAGAAGCUAUCGAAACAGACGGAAGCCAAAGGCCUCCUUUGAGGUGAUGCGGAUAUGGGAGGCUUGCCGAGCGACGUCCGCUGCCUUGACAUUCUUUGAACCAAUUGUGGUAGGUGACCUGAAGUACUCCGAUGGCGGCCUCCAUUAUAAUAAUCCGGUCGAGAUCCUUCACGGCGAAGCCGGUGAGGUUUUCCCAGGCCGUGAGCAAUUCAUCGUCAGCCUUGGCACUGGUAUUGGGACGCCCAAAGAAUUUCACCCAACCCUUGCCAGCAUUGCCCAGACGUUGGCAGAUCUCAACACCCAGACUGAGAGGACUGCGGAUAACUUCUAUCGCCGUGAGGAUAGCAAGGCUGCCAAGGCUGGCCGUUAUUACCGCUUUAACGUUCCGGGUAUGGGAGACAUUGGACUUGAAGAGGCAGACGAGCUACUCAAUAUUCGUGUUCUGACCGAAAAGUAUCUCGAAGCCUCUGAGUUGGGAGAGAAGGCAGAUGCUUGUGCCAAGCAGAUAGCAGCAGGUGCGUACCAUGUCUCAGAGACUGUGCACUCACUGCCCCACUCACUCGAUGGAGAGUACGAGCCCACUCAGCUUGGUUUCCGCGAGCGGUUGGACGCUUUGCGUGCUCCGACGUAGAGCUAGAACUUCUUGUAUGCUACAAAGAC